ACUGCAUCGAUAAGCAUGAAGUGAUCCUUGUCUACGAGUUUAUGGUCCAUGGGUCUCUCUACCAUCACCUCUAUGAAACCAACAAGUAUUCACUUAACUGGGAAAAGCGGCUUGAGUUUUGCAUUGGUGUUGCACGAGGACUGCAAUACCUCCAUGCAGGUGCAAGGCAAACAAUCAUUCAUCGCAACCUAAAGCUGGCCAGUAUUCUGUUGGACGAGAAUUGGAAUGUGAAAGUGGCAGUCGACACUGAAUCAAGUACAUGCACCGUGGGAUAUAUGUAUCCAGAAUACCUUCACAGUGCUAGAUUAACUACAAAAUCCAAUGUGUACUCAUUUGGUGUCAUCUUACUUGAACUAUUGUGUGGUAGGAAGCCAAUGAUCUAUUCAAGGGACGAGGAUCAAGUGAAUUUAGUUCGCUGGUUCAAAACUAAUAUCGAAAUGGGUACCAUCGAUCAGAUCAUUGAUCCGUAUCUAACUGACAAAAUAGCACCAGAAUGUUUGAAAGAAUAUGUCAAGAAUGCUGAAAAUUGCGUGUGCGAUGAGGGGAUUGAGCGUCUACCGAUGGAUGAUGCAUUGGGUAACCUCCGGUAUGCACUGCAACUGCAGGAGACUUGGCGGAAUAGUAAUGAACAUGAAUCAGAUAAAAUUUCGGUGAUUGACAAAGGGAGGGUUCUCACGAUGAGCAGCAAGCCACCUUGAGGUAGGUUGCCCGCUGACUGAAGGCUGAAGAUGUAUAAACUGGGUUUUAAGCAGCUAGCUGCACCAUUUGUGGCUAAUCAUAAGACAAACAAGAAAUAGGUCUACUGUGUGGUUUACUGGCUCUACAUAGGGGUUUUAAAUAUUCCUUCUAUUUGCAGGUUCUUCUACGUUGUCUCCCCAAGUUACAUGUUGUCAUGAUGGUUGAACUAUUAUAGCUUUUGUUCAGUAAUAAAAAUUGUGUUCCUGCUUGUAUGACAA
Messenger RNA from Camellia sinensis, 956 nucleotides. The record is from RefSeq and is a predicted model, not a curated record. Lineage: Eukaryota; Viridiplantae; Streptophyta; Magnoliopsida; Ericales; Theaceae.